Messenger RNA from Conger conger (European conger), 1690 nucleotides. It is a transcript of the gene metrnla, whose product is annotated as meteorin like, glial cell differentiation regulator a. NCBI's taxonomy places the organism in Eukaryota, Metazoa, Chordata, Actinopteri, Anguilliformes, Congridae. The record is from RefSeq and is a predicted model, not a curated record. Gene Ontology annotation, biological process: positive regulation of brown fat cell differentiation; energy homeostasis. The coding region runs from base 194 to 1087 and encodes 297 amino acids. Gene Ontology annotation, molecular function: hormone activity. The transcript has 4 exons.
UGAAGUUCCAGCACAGGCACGGUGGGUUUGACUUGUGCAUGAGAGGGUAGAUCCGGCUGCGCGAUCCCCGCAAGUACAACGACGCACCGUUGGAGAAAGACUAUGAACCGCUCGCCCGAAACACAGACACAAUGUAACUGAAGCGACCGCGCUGGAUUUAUUUUAUAUUUGAGGUCGGAGGAAUACGGCUGCGAUGAAGGUGUGGAGUGGUGAUGGGACAAACUUGCUCUCGCCGAUUUCGGCGUACUUGGCAGCGAUUCUGCUGCUCUGCCGGACAACCAGUUCUCAGUACUCCAGUGACCAGUGCAGCUGGAAAGGAAGCGGCCUGACGCACGAGGGCCACACGCGGGACGUGGAGCAGGUGUACCUGCGCUGUUCACAGGGCUCGCUGGAGUGGCUGUACCCCACGGGCGCCAUCAUCGUCAACCUGCGGCCCAACACCGCCUCCCCGGCCGCCCAGCGCCUGACCGCCUGCAUCAAGCCGUCGGCCGGCUCCCGCGGCUCCAACAUCUACCUGGACCGAGCCAGCCAGCUGAAGCUGCUGCUCACCGAGAGCCAGCAGGCCCUGGGCCAGGUGCACUGCUUCGGCAUCCAGGAGGGGGCGCUGUUCAUCGAGGCCAUCCCGUACCGGGACAUCAGCCGGAAGAUCACCGCCUUCCAGUACGAGCUGGUCAAUGCCAGGCAAGGUUCAUUGACAGGCCCCUGCCAGCCCUGCAGCGAUGAGGAGCUCCUCAUGGCCGUCUGCACCAGCGAUUUCGUGGUGCGGGGCAGUGUUGUGGGGGUGGAGGAGGCUCCGGAGCAGGAGUCCGUGGCGGUGGCGGUGAGCUGGCUGUACAGGCAGAAGAGCCGUGUGUUCGCGUCGGCCGGCGGGAGGGCCAGGCGCUGGACCGGGCGGGUGAAGACCCCUCCUCAGUGCGCGGCGCGGCUCACGCAGGGGCGCGCCCGGGAUGACCAGCUCCUCCUGACAGGAAGCGUACGUUUCGGGGAGGCGUGGCUGGGGUGCGCGUCGCGCUACACUGACUUCCUGAGGGUGUACAGGACAGCACAGGAGCGGGGCACCAACCCGUGCCACGUGGAUACAGACUGAGCCCUGGGCGUAGAAUGAGCUGCAGGGGACAGCCCGACCCCCUCCAGCUGAAGAUCCGUUUCACACACACACAUUCUGGAGCUGCCGUCCACCCACUGUGUGUGUGUGUGUGUGUGUGUGUGUCUGUGUGACGUCCUCCCACUCUGGACAGUCUGAAGGACGCUGUUCCUCUGGAGAGGAGCUGCGUGUGCACGUUCCUGAAAGAGAGCGAGACUGAGAGCAAGUGAGGAGAGAGAUGGACAGAGGGUGAGAGGAUGAGGGGACUGAGAGAGAGAUGGGGAUAGAGAUAGUGUCCUGGAGCUUUAGGAAGCAGGCGUGUGUGUGUUUGUUGUGUGUGUGUGUGUGUGUGUGUGUGUGUGUGUGUGUGUGAGAGAUUGUGUGUCCUGCAGCACUGUGAAUUAGCAGUGUGCACGUAAUGUGAGUAGUGUGUUGAGGCGCGUGUUCUGUGUGUGAGUAGUGUGUGUAUGUGGAGUGUUGAGGUGUGUGUAGGUGGAGUGUUGAGUCUGAAACAGAAAGUCUCGAGUGCUUUGUAAAGAGCUUGAUGUACAGUUUUGAAAAUGUUUCUUAUGACAGAAAUGUAUAAAGCAGAAACCUUAUAUUUUA